UAAACGUGUACAAAAUAUAUAAUAAGAUAAUGAAAUUACUCCUACAAACUGACGGGUAGAAACAUGUUCUAUAUAACAUGUUUCCGUGUAGGUACAUAAUAAUAUGAAACUAACUGCAGUGUGCAAUAUAGUGUGGAUCAACUAUUACAACAGAUACUUACAUCACUAUCAUAAAUUCUCUAUUCAUCUACAGGUUGACCAAUGGCAAACCUCACGUUAGAGAAAUUCGAAUGUGACGGCGAAACUGGAUCAGUAGGUAUACGAUGGGAGCGCUGGAAACGGAGCCUGAAUAUUUACUUGGAAGCCGCCAAAAUAGACACAGCUGCUCAGAAACGUGCAAGCUUGUUACACUUUGGAGGACCCGAGCUUCAGGAGAUAUUCUUCAAUAUACCUGGAACCGAAGACGGCGCAAGUAAAGAAGGAGACGUGUUCACGUCUGCAAUUGCUAUAUUAGAUGCUUAUUUUGCUCCUAAACAAAGCAAACGUUUUGAAAGACACAUCUUUCGACAGAUAAAGCAAAAAGAAGAUGAGAAAUUUGAAAAAUAUCUAGUAAGAUUAAGACAGCAAGCUAGCAAAUGUCAAUUUACUGAUGUAGAAGACCAUCUAAUCGACCAGAUCAUAGAAAAAUGUUAUUCAGAAGACUUACGGAAGAAGAUACUCCGAUCUGGUGACAAGAUCACCCUGAAUGACAUAGUGUCAGAAGCUAACGCGUUGGAAGCAAUACAUCGGCAACUCGAAGGAUUCGAUCGCAAGGGACAUAACCACACAACUCAAGCAGUUAAUGCUAUUGAAACAAGAAAGACAGAAAAUGAGACGCAGAAGAAGAAAGAAUGUUUCAGAUGUGGUAGCUGGAGUCACCUUGCCUACGAUGACAGAUGCCCGGCAAAAGGAAAGAAAUGUCUGCAAUGCGGGAAGAUGGGGCACUUUAAGGCACAUUGUAAAACCAACCCAUUGAAGAGGAAAUUCGAGGAAAAGACAAAACAAGAUAAAAGCAGGCAAGAUGCAAAGAAAUUUAAAAGAUCAGAUAAAGAAGUAAGAAAUAUAGAAGAAUACGAAGGAAAACAUUCGGGGGAUGACACUGUCGAUUACGUGUUUAACAUUGACGAUGAUGCAGUAGUUACCUGUAAAGUAGGCGGAGCAGAAGUAAACAUGUUGAUUGAUUCUGGAUGCAAACACAACUUAAUUACGGAUAAGACAUGGACAGAAUUGAAGAAAAAGAAAGUAAAGGUUACAGACCAGAUACCAAGGCCCGAAAAGACUUUUUUAGCAUAUGGGAGUAAGACUCCACUGAAGUUAUUGGGGUCUUUUCGGUCUGAAAUUGAAAAAGCAAACAAAAGCAAGAACACCAUCUUCUACGUGGUAGAUGGAGGAACCCGCGAUCUUUUAGGAAAGCAAACAGCCAUUGAAUUAGGGGUGCUGAAAAUUGGACUACAAGUCAACCAAAUAGGAGAGCAGAGUUUCCCAAAAUUUAAAGAUGUGCUGGUGCAAAUUCCAAUAGAUAAGCAAGUGACUCCGAUUGCACAGCCUCAUAGAAGAAUCCCUAUUCCCCUAGAAGAGAAAGUGAAUGCAAAGAUAGAGGAACUUCUUAAAAAAGAUAUUAUAGAGAAAGUCAAUGGGCCUUCGAGUUGGAUAUCUCCUAUUGUCCCAAUACUAAAAGAGAGUGGAGAUAUUCGCCUUUGUGUAGAUAUGCGACGCGCAAAUUCAGCGAUAUUGCGGGAAAAUCAUCCUCUCCCUACAAUUGACUGUUUAUUACCAAAGGUACAUAAGGCGAAAGUAUUUAGCGAACUGGACAUACAAGACGCAUUCCAUCAGGUUGAAAUACACCCAAAUUCGAGACAUAUAACCACAUUCAUUUCGAGCAAGGGCUUUUACCGUUACAAGAGGCUAAUGAUUGGUAUCACUUGUGCACCUGAAAUAUUCCAAAAAACGCUGGAACGAGUACUAAUAGAGUGCGAAGGAGUGAUAAAUUUCAUAGAUGAUAUUUUAAUCUAUGGAGAGACACGAGACGAGAUCAACAUGAUCAGACACUGAAAAAAGUGAUGGAUGCUUUAGACAAGAACAAUGUUGCGCUGCGAAAAGAAAAGUGUAUCUUUAAUACGGAUAAAGUUCACUUUUUAGGUCAUGAGCUUACUGAACAAGGUGUUCGACCUCUGGAUAAAUAUCUGGA
Plutella xylostella (diamondback moth) is the source of this 2167-nucleotide messenger RNA. RefSeq lists its product as uncharacterized. NCBI's taxonomy places the organism in Eukaryota, Metazoa, Arthropoda, Insecta, Lepidoptera, Plutellidae. Gene Ontology annotation, molecular function: nucleic acid binding; zinc ion binding. The record is from RefSeq and is a predicted model, not a curated record.